CGCGAGUUCCGGAAACCUGGGGCGAGCAAGUGGAGCUCGGAAAAGCCUCUGCUUCCCGGGAAGUGUUUCCGGAAAAGUUGCACGGAGCUCGGGCGUUUCGCACCCUGGUCAGUUCCUGACUAAUAUGAAGCAAAGAUUUUACAGAAUAACUUGCAGCAAAACUCCCUACUUCCAUAACCAUCGAUUUACAAAUUCUUGAAGGAGCUGUAGGAAAGGGGGAAGGAAAGGUCACCCCAGGAAGCCUCUGGCACUUAGACUGCCAAGGCAGGCAUGGCUUCGGGAGAAGAGAAGUUGAAGAGGACAGACCGAGUGCUCAGAGUAAGUCAGCUAGACGCGCUGGAGCUGAACAAGGCCCUGGAGCAGCUCAUUUGGUCCCAGUUCAACCAGUGCUUCCACGGGUUCAAGCCGGGCCUGCUCGCCCACGUGGAGCCAGAAGUGAAAGCGCUCCUGUGGCUCCUCUUGUGGAGAUUCACCGUCUACUCCAGAAAUGCCACCGUGGGACAGUCGGUUUUGAAUAUCCAGUACAAAAACGAUCUGUCCUCAAAAUCCCAGCCACCGACCCAGAGUCAGAAGCUCUGGUACGCCGCCUGCACCAUCGGCGGGACGUGGCUGGAAGAACGCUGCUACGACUUGUUCCGAAACCACCACUUGGCGUCGUUGGGGAAGGCGAAGCAGUGCCUCAACGUCACCAUUGGACUCUUCAAGCUAGGCGGGCUAAUCAAUUUCCUGAUCUUCCUCCAAAGAGGCAAGUUCGCCACCCUGACAGAACGCCUCCUGGGCAUCCGCUCGGUGUUUUGCAAGCCCCAAAGUGCCCGUCAGGUCAGCUUCGAGUACAUGAACAGGGAACUUCUCUGGCACGGCUUUGCCGAGUUUCUGAUUUUUCUCCUCCCCCUGAUCAAUAUCCAGAAGUUGAAGGCCAAGUUAUCUUCCUGGUGCAUCCCUGUGAGCGGUGCCCCCAGCCGUGACAGCACGUUAGCCACCAGUGGCAAAGAGUGUUCUCUGUGCGGGGAGUGGCCCACCAUGCCGCACACCAUCGGCUGCGAGCAUAUCUUCUGUUACUACUGUGUCAAGAGCAGCUUUUUAUUUGACAUCAACUUUACGUGUCCCAAGUGUGGCUCAGAGAUACAGAGUGUGCAGCCGUUGAAAUCAGGGAUAGAGAUGUCAGAGGUGAACACUCUCUAGGCACUCAAAAGUGUUUUCUCUGAAGAAAAUGGUAUUAUUAUGUCUAGAUCCUUGAUUGUCUUCACCCCAAGGAUACUUAGAUGUAUGUCUCUAAAAGGGUAGGGCUGCUCAGUUACCAAGUUACCAGCUUCUCUCUUUCCAGGUGUUGCUAAAAUCUUAUCAUAAAAAACCAUGUGAUGCUAAAUAUAUUGUGAAAAUACAUUUUUUUUUAAAAAAAGAAAUCAUUGCAUUAAAUUUUAAUGUCAUGAAUAAUGGGUAGGGUUUUUUUUUUUUGUGAGAUGACCACUAGGAAUACUUUUUCAUUUUGCUGCUCCUAAAAAGAGGUUAAACUUUAAAAAAAUAAAAGAUUUUGGAGA
Molecule: messenger RNA, 1538 nt
Organism: Sorex fumeus (smoky shrew)
Lineage: Eukaryota; Metazoa; Chordata; Mammalia; Eulipotyphla; Soricidae
Gene: PEX2
Product: peroxisomal biogenesis factor 2
Exons: 3
Coding region: 271-1182 (303 amino acids)
Biological process (GO): protein import into peroxisome matrix
Cellular component (GO): peroxisomal membrane
Molecular function (GO): zinc ion binding
Source: RefSeq, a predicted model, not a curated record